Messenger RNA from Centruroides sculpturatus (bark scorpion), 4591 nucleotides. Its product is annotated as latrophilin Cirl-like. Bases 418 to 4050 code for a protein of 1210 amino acids. Gene Ontology annotation, molecular function: G protein-coupled receptor activity; carbohydrate binding. Gene Ontology annotation, cellular component: membrane. NCBI's taxonomy places the organism in Eukaryota, Metazoa, Arthropoda, Arachnida, Scorpiones, Buthidae. Gene Ontology annotation, biological process: adenylate cyclase-activating G protein-coupled receptor signaling pathway; cell surface receptor signaling pathway. The record is from RefSeq and is a predicted model, not a curated record. The transcript is spliced from 21 exons.
GCAAGAAAGUAUCGCUGUAAAAUAGUUUUUGUCGAAGUUCAGGUAAAACGGUGACGACAAUCACCUGUAUGUUGGUUCGAGAGUCAGUCACAAGGUGGCAUAGUUGUGUGACUAGCCGGCAGCUCAGAUCGAGUAACCAAUAAGCUGAGGGCUCGGGAGUUGAGAGUCGAUUUUGCCGGUUGGAGUCUCUGAAACGAGAGACCCACUGCAUAGUGUCCUAUGACUCUGACUCGGUAGGAAGCGCAUCAUCAUCCAAAAUUCAAAGUUCAAAUUUUUUUGGGUUUAUGAGUCAUUUGUGUAUGUGAGAGUUUUGGAAUUUUGCUAACGUGCCUCUCUACAAAUGGAUUUUCUAUAAAUUUAUAGUUGGAUGAAAACGGCCCUCUUCGUAACUCAGGGCUGAGGGAGAAAUACUCCGACAUGUCCUGUAUGAGGCAGAGAUGGAAGACGGCUGUGACAUCCCUUCUACUACUAUUAGGUCUAGUCCACCUGAUAAAGGCAAGAAGAGGAAUGGAGAGACCAAAGUACAGAACAGCAUACGCUUGCGAAGGUAGCGAACUUCACAUUUCAUGCGAUGAAGGUCAUUUAAUACACCUUAUCCGGGCUAAUUAUGGAAGGUUCAGUAUAAGUAUAUGUAAUGAACACGGAUCAUUAGACUGGAGUGUCGACUGCACUUCUCAUAGAUCCUAUUAUGUCGUAUACGAAAGAUGUAGUCUCAUGUCCAGUUGUACUAUCGCCGUUACCAGCGAAACUUUCGGUGAUCCUUGCCCGGGAACGUAUAAGUACUUAGAAGUGCAAUACAGGUGCAUGCUAGAUUCAACAUCAACCACAACAUCAACCACGAUGAUAACGACGACUACGUCGACCACAACAAGACCACCAAUCAUCAUCCCAGUGACCAAAUAUCAAAGGCCAACCUCAACAUCAUCUUCAGUCAUAUCUGAUGGCGAUUCUAGUCGCUUUAAGCCUACAAAUACGUCUACAACCUUAUCCCAUCACGAAUCUUCUUACGUUAUCACUGGAUCAGAGAAAACUAUUUCCUCGACUUCUCAAACACCCACUAAACUUCGUUCUUCGAGCACCGAAUCCUUUAGGCCUUCUCUAUUCGUUACAGAAUCAUCAAAUAGUGAAAGAACUCGAAGUCCCGAUAGCACAAAUGUUGAUAAAUUUAAAGGAAUGUGCUCACCUGUACAUUCGCGUACGUUGUUUUGGAAUUGGACUAAAGCGGGUGAAGUUGCUGUACAAAGAUGUCCAGGAGGUGCAAUAGGUGAAGCAAAGUGGAGUUGUUCGUACAGUGAUGUGACAUGGACUCCAGCAUCUCCAGACUUAAGCCAAUGCAGUUCUGUAUGGGUAGAUAAUCUCAAAAAUAGGAUCGAAAGAGGAGAUUCUGUAGUUAGUAUUGCUGCAGAACUUGGAGUCAUUACUCGUAAUAAAGUACUUUACGGUGGAGACGUUAGCCAAACGGCGCAGAUUAUGCAUAGAUUAGUUGAAAAAAUGGCUGAUAAAGUGCAAGACGUUCCCGAUGACAAACAACGUCAUCAAGUACUUCAAGAAUUGUUAGAGUCUGUGACUGAAGUUAGUAGUAAUCUUUUGGAAGAAGAUCAUAAAGAAUCUUGGGGUGAUUUAUCUAGUGUAGAGCAAAAACACGUUGCCUCUAUGAUAUUAGAAAAUUUAGAGCAGAGUGGAUGGAUGUUAGCUACAGCUCACAAGUCCAGAUAUCAUUUUAGGAGAGUUGAGGGUAACAUAUGUAAGUAUUUUAUUUCAUUUAAGAACCGUUAUACUGUUAAUGGAAAAGUUCGUGUAGUUUUGAAGCCACUAGUUAAAAAGAUGCCCCUAAUUGGUGCUGUCACAGUAUUUUUCUUUAAUAAUCCUAUCGAAAGAGGAGAUUCUGUAGUUAGUAUUGCUGCAGAACUUGGAGUCAUUACUCGUAAUAAAGUACUUUACGGUGGAGACGUUAGCCAAACGGCGCAGAUUAUGCAUAGAUUAGUUGAAAAAAUGGCUGAUAAAGUGCAAGACGUUCCCGAUGACAAACAACGUCAUCAAGUACUUCAAGAAUUGUUAGAGUCUGUGACUGAAGUUAGUAGUAAUCUUUUGGAAGAAGAUCAUAAAGAAUCUUGGGGUGAUUUAUCUAGUGUAGAGCAAAAACACGUUGCCUCUAUGAUAUUAGAAAAUUUAGAGCAGAGUGGAUGGAUGUUAGCUACAGCUCACAAGUCCAGAUAUCAUUUUAGGAGAGUUGAGGGUAACAUAUUGGUAUCCGUAAGACUAGUAGAAGCAUGGGCUGUGUCGGAAGUUAGCUUUCCUUCACCAGAAGAUGUGUAUGGUACAAGUUGGUCAUCCGUACAAGAUUCAUUAGUUCUACCGACUCAAUCAUUAUUAGGCAGUGCAACUAAUGGAGUCGUAAAAGUGGUAUUUUUAGCAUAUAAUAGAGUCGAAGAUUUUAUGAACCAUGACAAUCUUGGCGAAAUAACAUCUGAUUCGGACAGUAAUAUUACACGGAUAAUCAAUUCACGUGUAAUAGCAGCUACACUCGGAAGUUAUCAUAUGGUGAAACUUGCUGAAUCCGUCACCAUUUACUUUAAACAUAUUCAGGAAGAAAAUGUUACGAAUCCACAAUGCGUCUUUUGGGAUUUAGAUACCAGGGAGUGGUCACCUGAAGGAUGUUGGGUGAAAAGUUAUAAUUUUACUCAUACGGUUUGUGCCUGUGACCAUCUCACAAAUUUUGCUCUAAUGAUGGACGUUAGUGCAACUAAGAUUAACCACGGUGAGAACAUCAUGUUGAAGAUUUUUACAUACAUUGGAUGUUCCGUCUCUAUGUUGUUUCUAAUCUUAACUCUCAUCUUCUUGCAAAUGGUCAAGAAUUUGAAGAACGAUCACAUCACCAUCAGGAAGAAUUUUUGCAUAUGCAUUUUUAUAGUAGAGGCUGUACUUAUAGGUGGAAUUGACCAAAUGCAUUUUAAAAUAUUAUGCUCCGUCCUAGCAGGAUUAGUACAUUAUUUUCUAUUAGCAUCAUUCGUAUGGACUUUCUUAGACAGUUUUCAAUUGCACAUAACAUUGGUGAAUCUAUACGAGACAAAUAAAUCACGGAUGAAAUGGUACUAUCUAGCCGGAUAUGGCCUACCUUUAUUGGUUGUAGUUAUAUCAGUAAUAGUUGAUCCAUCCAGUUACGGAACUGAAUCAUAUUGUUCCUUGGAUAUUACCAAUUUCUUCGUAUUUAGUUUUGUAGGACCUGCAAUAGCUUGCGUGCUGGUAAGUGUAUUUAUUAUUUUUAAUUGUAGGUUACAAAGUAGAUGUGGAGUCGUUUCACUCAUUAUAUUAGUAGCCAAUUGGACGAUUUACUUGUUACAUUUGUAUCAAGGAACAGCUGUUAUGGCUUAUGUGUUCACAGCCUUAAAUUGUUUACAAGGAAUUAUUUUCUUUAUCUUCUUCAUCAUUAAAGACGAACAGUUACCACACCUGAAUUGGAAUUCACCCAAGGAGCUCCCCCAGCACCCAACCAAUAUAGAACACCUGAUCUAUACCACACCAGGUCACCAAUCUAUUGCCACACUCAACAUCUUGGAACGUGAAGGUACCCAUCUUUCGCAGUGGUACUCCGAUACGGAGUAUAGCAACACAGUAAUGCGAAUCCUCGAAACCGAAGACAGGAGACAGAAGGAUGAUACUACUAAAACUUAUUGGCCACCACCCCCACAGACUGUCGACUUUACUUGUUGCACUCCUUCCGGUCAUUCUGUCUACAAUAUUGAACAUUUUUACGAAUCAAUCGACGAAUAUGGACGUCGUGCACCUAUUACACCAUCCAGAAUAUCAUUACCCAGAACUGAUUCCUAUUACUGCCACGGUGAACAUUACAGCGAGACUGCUACUUAUUCUGAAAACUCGCAAGGUAGUAUGGCGGCUCCUUCAUCUGUUUCUGCAGAUUGCAACGUCGGUAUUCUUCAGAGCAUGCCUAAUUUGCGAUUAUGGAACGAGGUUUCGUCUGUUUAUCCUCCUACCACUUAUAAAUAUUCAAGUUUCGAUGAUGGAAUCGGUGGUGACGUUAUGGGGACGUGACGCUAGUCACACUAGUCACAAACGACGUCGCCCACGGCUAUGUAAAGCCACGUAUAAAGUUUGGAAAUAUCGAAGAAGAGGAGUUUGUGUGUUUUUUGAUGUUAGUAAAAAUGGUGCGGUUUAAAAAAUUCGUCAAAAAACGAGAUGUGUAUAAAAAAAUAAUAAUAAUAAUGUGGAUUAUAAAUACUCCGAAGGAACCAUUUUUCACAGGAAUUUUUCUCCUUCUCAGCUUUGUACAUUUACGCGUGUUUCCCUCUUCAUUCCAGUACAUACGUGGUCAUGUUUGUUGUGUCCCUCUUAAUCCCUUUAAAUCGUUUUUUGGAAAUUUUUGUAACUGAGUAGAUUAUUUAAAAAGAAAAAAAAAUGAAAAAAAUUUAAUGGUACUGGAAUUUCUCCGAUGCCUUUUUUUCAUCUUAAAAUCUGUUUGAAGAUAGCCAUAGUUUUUUGUACCUAUUAGAAACCAAACCAGCUACACCAGGUCCAUUAUGAUACUUCUCAUCUGCCAAAAUUUCAGAACUUAGAAGAAAGAGAGAGAGAGAGA